AUGAACAGCUGUCCUCCUCUUUCUGUUCGGAACCUCAUCCUUGGUUUGCUCGUACUGUUCGCUUGUCUGUACGUUUGGUUCUCGUCAGUUUUUCUCCACCUCUGGACACCUCAGAGUCAAGUAGUCACUUAUGACGCAACAUUGCGGAUCGAUUCGUUUUCGGAACCACGCAGUGUUUUCCACUCCAACAAGAAGUUGGAAACAGAAAUUCGCGAGAUGAUGAGAAUUCAUGCGUCAAUGAACAAUGAAAUGGUUCUCAUCGAGCAGACUCGUCGUUCGUUGAUACGCUCGAGGUAUGAACUCGAGGCCCAGGUUAUGCGCCUGCGAACCGAUGCUGCUGUUGCUGAACAGCAUUUACUCCGCCUACAGACUACAUUGGCGUCGUACCAGAAGGCAGCCGCCUUUCUCUCAGUUAAUUCAUCCAAUUCGUACAAGCUUGCUCCUCUUUCUGUCGUUGUUUCCGCCUCACCCUCCACACCGUCCAGUGGCUGUGAUAUGUCCACCUGCUUCAAUUGGACCGCUUGUCCAUUCCACUCCCUAUCUCAUCUUCGCGUUUGUUUCCAUCACGAAAGUGCUAUUUCGGACUCCCGUUGGCACCGGGCUCUCCUAACUUCCCCACACUUUUCUACUUCCUGUAAAAAUGCAUGCGUGCGGGUUAUUUUCGCACCAGAAAAUUGUACAGGCAUCUCGUGCCUUUACAUCGGUACUACGAAAGACACAAUGAGUCCCUACGUUAUGCGAGCAUCGUCCACGCGUGGAGUGGUUCGUCCUGGCUACGACUUUGUUUUGAGUCCCCUAGUUAACUCAACCUCCGAGCGACCUCCGAUGGUGGUGAAUCGACGAGCGAGGUGGCUCUUGGGCGCAUCACUCGGCACCUCGGGCCCCGCAGAUGGCAAGGCGGCCUUUUUGAUGGCGUUAAGGGCUGAUGCCGACGCCGGCAACUUGGUGAAUGUGAGAUUAAGAAAUGCAUCGGAUGAGUGUUUGACCUCCAGUGAGGCGUUGUUUCAUGGCACCUGGCGACCGUGUCACGAUUCCAAUAUGGUCUUAGGAAAUUCCACCUUCUGCCUGCUCGUCGACAAUCUGGGAACCAAUCCCGCUGAUAAUAACAGCGGCGAACUAGGAGAGCAAUUGGCAACCUGUUUGUCAAACGGCGCGGUCCCUGUUUUUGCUUCUAACGGUGCCGAAUCGCGGCUGUUCCCUUUUUGGGAAGUAUUGGAACCACAGUGGCGGCAGGCUGUAAUUUUUAUUCCCCGCGCCAGACUGCCCCAUUUAGUUUAUUUUCUCAAGACCGUUGACGAAAACACUCGGAUUGAGAUGCAGCUGCAGGGUCAAAGGAUCUGGCGAAAAUACCUGAACACUGCUGCAGCCCAGUUGGCAACCCUGUUUCUUGCGCUGAGCCGUCGCCUUGGUUUGCCGCAGCCCCCGGCUCCCGUGACCAAGUCCGUGCCUGCUUUCAGGUCGGGAAGUUUCCAUCCAGAGCGAUUCUACAAGCCGAGAGCACAAGUUCUAUCACAGGUCGAUGUUGACGGUCUUCUGGGACCUCUAGGUCCCCAAUGGGACUCCCCGCCUGCUGUGCAGUCGGUUUUCACGCACUCAUCUCUCGCAGAUCCCUUUUGGCGACACCCAAGUACUCCCUUCACCACCCAACCUCUGCCUACCGAGUUUCAAUUUAUCGAGGGUGCUACUUCCAACUUCAGGCCGAUCAAUCACACUUGGAAUACGGCAGGCAAGGAGUUCGCUGCCGAUCUUGGCGGAAUGUUUCCCUACGAGCAGUUCACGAGCAGCGGCCAAGAGAUCAAGAAGGCGAUCAUGCGUAUUAAAUUUUCAGUGCUACUGUCUCUUUCAGUUGUGGUUCUCACGUACGACCGUGAGUCAGUCCUAACAGUGAUACUGGAGGGCUUCAUGAAUCUCCCAUACCUUCACUCUGUCGUAGUGGUUUGGAACAAUCCGCAGCCUCCCUCCAGCAAUCUACUAUGGCCAGAACUUCAUGUCCCCAUUUACGUUGUUCGAACCAACAAAAACAGCCUGAAUAAUCGUUUUCUUCCCUUUGACAUAAUCAAGACUGAAGCCCUUCUUAUGCUCGAUGACGACGUAACUCUCCGCCAUGAUGAAAUAAUUCUUGCAUUCCGAAUUUGGCGCGAGAACCGUGACCGGAUAGUUGGCUUCCCAGCAAGAGGUCACUUCUGGUCUUCGGCCAGCCAGAGUUGGUACUACAACAGCGCCCACGCCUGCGAAUACUCAAUGGUUUUAACGGGAGCAGCGUUCAUACACCGAUACUAUCUCCACGCCUACACAACCGAAAUGCCCACGGAAAUUCGCCAGAGAGUUGAUGAAGAGUUGAAUUGUGAGGACGUUGCAAUGAAUUUUCUGGUCUCCCACAUCACGCGGAAGCCGCCAAUAAAGGUAAGCAAGCUCACACAAACCUGCUUAUGUAUUGUCCCCCCAACAUUUUCAUGA
Molecule: messenger RNA, 2457 nt
Organism: Mesocestoides corti
Lineage: Eukaryota; Metazoa; Platyhelminthes; Cestoda; Cyclophyllidea; Mesocestoididae
Source: the annotation of a GenBank genome assembly